GUGUUGACGUCGGAAAAAUAACAAACUUAAGAAUUUUUCUCAUCUAACAUUUUUAUUUUUUUAAGAGCAUGUGUGAGACCUGUUUUUGUUAGAAAUAAUAUAAACGAUUACAUGCACCCGCAUUAAGGCAUCACGCAUUGAUCUGCCUUUAUUUAAACAUUAUUUUUGUAAAUUUUUGUUCAUUAUUACGAUAAUUUGUUAGUAGGUAUUUUAUUUCAGGCACCUGGCAACCCUGUUAGUUUUCCUUUCAGCGCGCGACGAAGUGACCGCUUUGUCCGUGGAAAAUGGGCCUCGCAAAUUAUUCGUGAAAUCUAGUCCACGAUCCCAAAAAUACAAAAAAUAUGUUUAUUUUACAACAUUUAUAACAUCCGUUGUGUUAAAAAAGACAAGUGAUUAUUUUUGGGUAAUUUUUGCAGUUUUUUUAAUGAAGUAGCCGGUGACGAUUAGAUGCAAGGGCUGAUAUUGUCACAGUCCAUUGAAGAGGACCGAGGCAUAGUUUUGAAUAUGGGUGAUAGCUGAAAGGAAACGCUGGCGAUCAACGUUGGAAAAGUAAAGAAAAAUGCGCUGGAUAUUUCCCGUACCAGUUCUCCUGAUGUCAUGGUUCGGAGUGGACCAAGUAAAAGGGAACUCCUGCAUCAGAACUGCAUUAUGGGCCCUUACUCUGUGCCCCCUUGUUCAGGCGGAAUGCCAAACUCGAACGAUCUACUGCUAUGAGUGUGACAGCUGGACAGACUAUCGGUGUAAGGACCCCUUCAACUACACUGCACUACCUCGCGAUCAACCUCCUCUACAAACUUGCAACGGGUGCUGCGUGAAGAUGGUGCGAUACUCCAAGAGCCCGUACGAGGUUGUCCGCCGCACCUGUACUUCACAACUCCAAAUAAACCUCUUUAUGGUGGACCACGUAUGCAUGAUGGAAAGUACUGGCAAUGGCCAUAUGUGCUUUUGUGAGGAGGACAUGUGUAACACAGCGUCGACAACCGGCACAUCACUAGCCUUGGUCGCAGCACUAGCAUGCGCAUGCUUCAGGUGAAGUAGGACGCUAGUGGCCACAUGAUCCAGUCGAUCGGUUUUCAUUCGAUAUUUUACGUCAUGACGUCACAUGACGUGUCAUGUCGAAUUUUGUACUGAGGUUUACCGAUAUUAGACGUCAAAAACGCGCGGGAAAUAGUUUUCAAACUGUCUUGAUGGAUUUUGGUUUCGUCUUUUUAGUUUGUUUUUUACACAGUUUUGUAAUAUUCUCGGUGUCGAUGUUAUCCAUAAAACAACGGGACUGUGUCCAAAUAAAAAAAAGAAUAUUUUUCAGAAUCCAUUAAAUUAGUUAUCUAAUAAUGUUUUAUGCAACAAAAUUGACAUUAUUUGUAACUUUAAACAGUAAACUUGUAAGUUUAUACGUCAUAUAGUUUUACCAACACGAAAUUAGGUCAUAAUACACGUCUAAUAUCGAUAAACUCGUCAGUAUUAUUUUAAAAACAUAUUUAUCAAUAUCGAUAAUCGAUACAUGGACGUAACUAAUAAACAGGCGUUAGUGAUGUGCAAGUGUCGAUAAUCGAUUGAACAAAAUCGAUCGACUUGAGUGUGGCGAUAAGAUAGAACGAGAUUUAACCUUUCUUCGUCCAGCGUAGAUGUAGCUUAGAAUUGGCGUUUGGUUUUUACAAUACUAAGUAUAAACACUUUUUAUCGCCCGUUUUAAAUGAAUUUAUCAUUCCCAUUCGAGUCCCGUCCGAGUCAGAUUUUGAUAUUUUUUUUUUUUGUAAAUUUUCAAGUAAGUAAAUAAUGCAGAUAGCGUAAAUUUAGGAAUUUUCGGUUCACUCUAUUCGACGAUUUGCCUAAUCUACACAAAUGUAUUCAAUAGUCAAUUUAUCCCUUAGAUUAAUGUUUCAAAUAUUUGCUACACAUUUAAUUUUGUCUAUUGAGGUAAAUGUCAAAAUAACUGACUUUCCUACGUAAAGGUAGCGUAAAAUUUAGUUUACUAGUCUAAAAUUUUGUGGGUAAGUACAUCUCAAAGACAAACGAAGUGAAAUAAAAAUAGGUCAUAGAAUUAAGAAAUAUUGGCAUAUGAGCGCUGUGAAAAACUCUUUCAACUUAGUAUUGUAAAAGCUAGACUCCCGUUUUUCAUCUUAAAGCAACUCUCAUGUUUGCGGCAUUUUUUGCUCUAAAUUACUAACUUAGUCUUAAUCUAGCUAUAAAACAAAGGAGUUUUCCAUUUAUUGAUGAAAUUAGCCUGUACAUAUUGCUCAGUCACAUAGUGAUGCGCGAGUAGAGUUUAUCGAUAUCGUCAUCGAUGAAUCGAUCGAUUACAAAAGCUGUGACUUUGCUGCUUUAUGAUUGGUCCAAUUUAGGCCAUUAGAAUUCGCUCCUAGAUGCACAUUUUAUAGAUGUGGGACACUUUAGAUAGAAAAAAAUGAUUCGAAAAGAACUAGCGAGUACUGCCGAGUAGCAUAGACAAGAGAUUCUAAUAAUAUAAAUAAAGGCUGUUGGUUUGUUCGUUUGUAAAAUAAGGUAUACAAAAAUUAGGCUCCUAUUUCAUAAGUAACUACCUAUUGCUGUAUUUAAAACACUCCUAGUAAAAAAAAGCAUUUGGAUUAAAAAAAAUCAGUUUGCCGUGAUCACUCUCAUUUUGCUUUAGUCUUUAAAUAAAACAAUUAACUCUUUCAGUCAUGCUUUUACAUAUAAAAUAUCUUAAACUUUUAUGGUAUAAUUUUAGCAUCAUUUACCACUAAAAUAUCACAAGAAGUAGGAAAAAAAAAUCUAGGUAUUAAGGCUUUUGAGGAAUGAGGUGGUCAGUAGCACUAACCACCAUGACUGAUGGUACAAACAAAACAAUGAUAGAUCCAGUAUGAUUUUUAUUAAUUUUAAGGAUAAUAAUAAAGUUUCCACAUGCAAAAUUAAAAAUUACUUUUUAUGGAAAUCUGCAAAACAUGUUUUUCCUUUGCGCAAGCAAAGUGGGACCUUACAUGUAUUACAUUGCCAUACAGUACGAACUGGAGAUAUUUUGGUGCUACAUUUGCAGCAUCUCCUCGAAGUGCUUCUUUCAGGUUGAUGGCGACUGCAUUCAAGGCGAAUUUCCUGAGGGACCGUAGGCUUGUGGCGUUUAAUAGAUGCAGGACCUGGAGAAGACGCGGCAGAACUGCGAUUGCUGUUUACUGAUUCAGGCCUUGAUUUGUUUCUGACAUAUGAUGGCGCUAGUAAGCCCUGGUAUACGCUUCGUCUGUACUCUUUCAAAGUCAACUGACUAAGAUCUGGGCGUGAAGAGGACUGCAGUUCUUUAUAAAUUAGAAAAGCAUUGACAACACAACAGUCAAGGAAAUGAAAAAAAAUUCUGUGCCACCACUUAUGGGAUUUUCUGUCAACCGCAUAACUUCCUUUUAGUUGAUCAAAUUUAUCGACAAAAUUCAUAUUUGCAUUAUAGUCUUUCACUGCUUCUGGGCAGGACAUUUCAAUACUAGUACCGUCGCGCUCUCUGCGGGUAACUUUUCCGACAUUCUUAGGAUCAUGGUAGUUUGAUAAAAUAAAAACAGAUCUCUUAUCUUUCCAUUUCAGAACACUUAUUUUUGUGUCACUAAUCCGGUAAUCGUGUUCACCUCUUUGCAAAUGCUUGUCUUCUUUUAGCGUCGGCAAUAACUUUCUAUUUGAAUUUACUGUUCCACAAGCAAAUAUUUUGUCAUCUCGUAAUUUUACUUGCAAAGGGUAACUAUUAAAGUAAUUGUCAAAAUAUACCUUAUGAUUUUUGCCUUUCAGAUCUUCGCAAAAAUUCCUGACAACUUUACCACCUAAGUCAGUUUCUACGUUAGCACCUUGCUUACCUGUGUAUAAAUCAAAAUCCAGGCAGUACCCUGACUGAGCACACAUCAUCCAAACUUUAUACCCCCUUUUAGUCGGUUUUUUCGGCAUGUAUUGCUUCAAAUAAUUUCUGCCUUUAAAUUUUAUCAUGCUCUCAUCAAUAGCAACUUUUUCAGAUGACUUGUAGUUUUUCCUAAAAUUUAGUUUUAGAAUAUCGAGUAGA
This is a messenger RNA of Pectinophora gossypiella (pink bollworm), 4006 nucleotides long. RefSeq names its product protein quiver-like. Gene Ontology annotation, biological process: regulation of synaptic transmission, cholinergic; positive regulation of voltage-gated potassium channel activity; sleep. The transcript is spliced from 6 exons. The coding region runs from base 560 to 1033 and encodes 157 amino acids. The record is from RefSeq and is a predicted model, not a curated record. NCBI's taxonomy places the organism in Eukaryota, Metazoa, Arthropoda, Insecta, Lepidoptera, Gelechiidae.